Molecule: messenger RNA, 1776 nt
Organism: Gloeophyllum trabeum ATCC 11539
Lineage: Eukaryota; Fungi; Basidiomycota; Agaricomycetes; Gloeophyllales; Gloeophyllaceae
Product: PTR2-domain-containing protein
Exons: 18
Coding region: 1-1776 (591 amino acids)
Biological process (GO): transmembrane transport
Cellular component (GO): membrane
Molecular function (GO): dipeptide transmembrane transporter activity
Source: RefSeq, a predicted model, not a curated record
AUGCUGGACUACGAGGCCGGUGCUCUCGACGGACAGAAAGUCUUAACACCUCCGAAGUCCGACGAGAAAGUGCUCGAACGAAGUAGCUAUGUCGUAGAGUCUCUGGUAGAGGACGACGAGGGUCGGGCACCUACUGAGGAAGAGAAGAACACCCUCCGUCGCGUAUCGGCCAAGGUCCCUUGGGCGAGUUACGUUAUCUGCCUGGUCGAGUUCUCGGAACGAGCGAGUUACUACGGUGUCUCCGGCAUCUUCCCCAAUUAUAUCCAGCGGCCAUUGCCCAAGGGAGGGAACGGAGCAGGAGCCCCUCCGCGAAACACCCAGGAAACUGCAGGAGCACUGGGUCUCGGUCUAACUACCGCCAAUGCAUUGACCACCCUCUUCAGUUUCCUAGCUUGCACGACCCCUAUUAUCGGCGCCAUCCUGGCCGAUACAAAGUGGGGACGAUUCAAGACUAUCUGUGUCGGCACGGCCGUCGCACUCCUCGCUCAUAUCAUCCUGAUCAUUUCUGCUGUUCCGUCCGUCAUCCAGGAAGGACAUGCGAUCAUCGCCUUCAUCAUCGGGCUUCUCGUUUUGGCUUUUUCGACUGGCAUGAUCACUCCCUGCGUUGCUCCUUUGAUCGCAGACCAGUCGCCCGUCAAGUCACAGAUUGUGCAGACUCUGCCGUCCGGCGAACGAGUCAUCCUCGACCCAAGCCGUACGAUUGAGAACAUGCUUAUGAUGUACUACUGGGCGAUCAAUGUCGGAGCCUUGUUUCAGCUCGCGACAUCUUACUCUGAGAAGGACGUGGGAUACUGGCUAGCCUACCUCACACCGACGAUACUGUUUUUACUUGUUCCACUUGCCCUCGUCUGGGUUUACAAACGCCUUGUCAAAUACCCUCCUCGAGGAUCGGGGCUUCUGGACGCCAUCAAGGCGUUCUCCCUUAUGAUUCGCCGGACAGGCUUUAGAAGUGCUUUGAGAGGAGGUGACAGGCUCUGGGAGAGCGCCAAACCAUCCACCAUAUCCUCGGAGGGGGGUGAACAUAGGAAGUCGAUGCCCUCCUGGGACGACGAAUUCAUUGAUGAUCUGAGAAAGACGGUAAACGCGUGCAAAGUCUUUGCAUUCUUCCCAGUCUGGUACAUGGCCGAUGGAGGACUGAACACUAUUCAGAACAGCAUGGCCGCAUCUAUGACUACCAAUGGCGCGCCCAAUGAUCUGCUCAGCAAUUUCAAUCCUAUAUCCACUAUCGUGACUGUGCCAUUUUACAAUUACAUCCUAUAUCCAUUCCUCCGCAAGCAUGGAAUCAACUUCAGCCCAAUCCGCCGCAUCGUGACAGGGUUCUGCAUCGGCGUCCUCACCAUGAUCAUAGGGGCCAUCCUGCAGUGGCAGGUUUACCGCACUUCACCCUGCGGGUACGGUGCCACCACAUGUGAUAUUGGAACUGGAGUCUCUCCUAUCAGGGUCUGGGCUCAGGUGCCCUUGUACUGGCUGCCUCCCAUGGGUGGUAUCUUGAUUAACGUCACAGCCUACGAGAUCGCGUACACUCGAAGCCCAGCAAGAAUGAAGGGCAUCGUGAUGGCGAUGAUCCUCCUCAUGAGCGCGUUCUCGAGCGCACUCGUGGAGAUCUGUUCGCCUGCUUUCAAGGACCCAAAUCUCAUCUGGCCGUUUGUCGGCGUGGGCGCUGCCAAUGGUCUAGCCGCGAUUCUGAUUUGGUACUUCUUCCGGGGCAUGGACGAUGAAGAGGUCGUGUUACGUGGUCCUGAGCUUGCAUCUCGAAGCAGGAAAAGUAGCGGGUAG